Messenger RNA from Capsaspora owczarzaki ATCC 30864, 5700 nucleotides. RefSeq lists its product as hypothetical. The record is from RefSeq and is a predicted model, not a curated record. Bases 58 to 5700 code for a protein of 1880 amino acids. NCBI's taxonomy places the organism in Eukaryota, Filasterea, Ministeriida, Capsasporidae. Gene Ontology annotation, cellular component: membrane. The transcript has 6 exons.
UUUUUUUUGGAUUCGGUUGUUUGAAUUUCUGAGAAAAAGUCGGGAAACCGUCCUAAAAUGGGUUGGGCGAACAUUGGCGUGUUUCUGGCGCGGGGACUGGUUCCGUCGCUGACGGGCGGGCUCUUCCCCGACAUGCACAUUGGCAUGGCGAGCAUGCUGCUGCAAGUGUACCUGUGGCUGGCGCUGCUGGUGCUCCCGCUCGCGCUGUGCUCGGCGCUCGGCGACCCCAGCGACCCAGUGAACGCCGGGUUUUACGCCGCCAUUGCCGCCGCCUUCAUCGGCCUGAUCAAGUACGUCAACCAUACGCUUCACGAUGCGUUCGACGGCGAGGACGGCGCGCGGGCCAAGCGGAAGGCAGCGAGGCGACUGAGAAGGCAAGCCAAAGCUCAAGCCAAAGCCAGCGAGAACGCCGCCGAAGCGCCCGUUGCUGACCCUGAGCAACACCACGAUGAUGGUGACGAUGGUGAUGACGAUGACGACGAUGACGACGAUGACGACGAGAUCGAUGGCCUGGAACAGGACAAUGGCAAUGCAACUCGGAAGAAGCCAAUCUCAGACAUGGCGGGCACUUCUGAGCCGACUUCUGAGACGACAACCACUGCUACUACUGCUACGAUGGAUGGAACUCGACCAGCUGCAUCUGACGAUCGGGCAUCGCGAGCCAUUGUUGUGGUUGCGCAAAACAAGAGUAGUCACAGCGAAGGUGUAGAAGAUUCGCACAACAAUGCCCACAAUGCAAUAUCAUCAUCAUCAUCAUCAUCAUCAUCGUCGUCGUCGUCCGAGGAUGGCGACAAUGACAAUGAUGAAGAUGAAGACGAUGAAUCGGACAAUGACGAGGUGCACACAGCCACCAGACGAAACCGCCAGCGAGCAUUCUCGAGAUCCAGGCAACGAGCCGUGCGGCAGCGAUCGAAUGGAUCACCUGUCGUCGGACGCUCGACUUCUGCGCUAACAACAGCGGCAAGAGGGCCGACCGAUCGGCGGGCAGCUGCAAUGUCGUUUCCCUCUGCCACCUCCGCCGGCGAUCGGCAGAACGCCAGUCGUGUCGCCUAUCACUUUGGUGACAAUGAAGAUUUGGAGGAUGCUUUGAACCGCGUACUGGCGUCCGUUGCUUCUUCAACAGCAGCAGCAGCAACAACAACAUCAUCAAGAGCAGCAGCAGAAGCAGCGGGCGAGGAUGGCGAUAGCGGCAGCCAGUACACCAAUCCAGAUGGCGCUGACGAUCACAUCUUCCAAGAGUAUCUAGCACGGCGGGCAAGACAGGCUGACAACACUGGGGAGGACACGCCCACAAGCAGCGACGAGCACGACAACGCACAGCAGGACAUCACCGACAUUUCUAUUGCCGACGCCAGUGGUCACGCCGACGAUCAAGUACCCCUGCCGUUGGUGCAAGACUCGGACAUCCACGCCUUCGCGGAGGAGGACAUUGACCCAGCUGCCGAGUUUGCUGAUGCUCGCCGCGAUUUGGCACGCCUGCGAGGACUCGUGAACGCACACCAUCCGUCUGACCAUCACCAGUGGAAUGACGACACCGAGUCGCGCUUGCACAUUGCCACUGGUGCCGAUGACAGCACUGCUGGCGCCAUCCAUACGUUUAUCGACGAGAAUGGCGACAUUCAGAUGUACGUGUUCGCCGCCGAGGCUCACGCAACCGAGCCUCUCCCUGAAAUCCGUCUUGCGCGGAUAAGCUCGACUUCUUCGUCCGAGUCCGAGGCACACUCGAGAAAAAGCGACAAUGAGGAGAGUUUGGAUACCGACGACGAGUCGGAUCGGAGAUUUGAGCGAAUGCGCCAGCGCACUCGUCAAACAACCCACACUACGGAUGCUACCGCACGAGAUAGCCCACCAGACCCCGACCAGACAUUUUCUCUGCCCACCAACAUUAUCGAGCGCAGGCGGCGAAACGGGUUUGUCGCGACGGACGGCCCGUCUGUCUCUCGCCCAUCCGAACGUUCCAGCCACGCCCCUCGUGGCCUUGGCAGUCGCGGCGAUACGGCAGAGUCGCGAGAUGAGCCCAUCCGCCGGUGGAGGUACGAUCCAAACGAUGUCAACACGACCUAUGCUCUUCCUGUCCGCUCGGCGUCGACCGCCGCCAGAUCCCGAAGAGGGUCUCAGUUUCGUCCUCCGGAAGAGAAUGACGAUCACGAAAGUUACACAGAGCCUGAUGAUGCCAUCCGUCCGGAUGCGCUGGCGCAAGUUGCACCCAAACCAGAGGCACCGACGCGAUGGCACCUGCUCGGCUUUCAACUUCCUCUGGCCGUGUCGUUCAAGCGCCUCGACUUGCUGGCGACAAUUGACCGUGACCGGCACUGGAGUAUUGGGCUUUUGGCAGUUCUCGUGGCUGCCGCAGUCGCGUAUGUGGCGUUGGCCAUUUCAGCAUUCUAUGCCAACUUUGAAAUCGUGCUCCUCUGCUUUGUAGUGGCUGGCUGCCAUUUCUCCUUGCUCAAGCCCGUGCAACUCGAUGCCGCGUCCUCUGCACCGGAGGCCAGCAGCCGCGGCGCGCCUUUCCACCGAAGUUUUUACUUUCUUACCUUUGGCGCCAUCUUACUCAUCCUCGACCGUGAGAUGCAGCAGAAGAACACGUACGAUUCUCCUGUCGUGUACGGUCUACCCUUGCGCUCGACCGCAGCAAUGCAAGUGUUCUUUUCGGGCAUUCGCUUUUUCAUUUUGGUGAUGCCACUGGCUUUUGCGAUUGGUUUCCUGGCCCACGUCCGAACACUCGCUCUCUAUCUCGCCGAGCAGGUGCAUAUCUUGAUAUUUGGCGGCACUGGAUGCAAGUCGCUGGCCUUGGCUGCCAUUGCGCUUGCCAAAGAUGCUGCAGCUGUAGCAGUCGUGUUUGCGCUUGGGCUCUCUUCGCUCACCACCAACCCAGUGUCAUUGUCCGAGCCGGACGUGUCACUCUCUGCAGCUGCCGGCGCAGCUGUAGCUCUUUCGUUCUUGAUCAGCAGUCGCGAGCUCGAGCUGAGUGAAUGGAAGGUGCUUCUUGACCAGCCGAGCGAUGCUCGAUCCAAGCUGCUGUACCAGUGCGCAUUGCACGGAUCAAUCUCUGGUGCAUUCUUUCUCAUUUUCUGGGUUUGUCACCUGACGACCGUCUUCACGUAUCAGACGACAAUGGAUAUUUUGACCGUUGCGUCGUUUGUCGUUGGGUUUGUGCUGCACUAUGUGCUGCCACAACUCCGAACCCGCUACCCGUUCUUGUGGUUUUUACGUCCCAUUCUCAAGAGUGCCGAAUUUGCCCAGUUUGAGGCUCAUGGGAGCGCAAAACUCAUGUGGUUUGAAAGGCUCUACCGCGCUGGCGUCGGCUUUGAACGCUUCUUCCUGUACCCUCUCCUGUACACCUGCAUGGCGAGCAUUGCUGCUUCGUCUCUGCGUCUGAAAUUUGGCGAUCUCGGCGCAAUGCUGGUGAUUGCAAUGUGCAUGUUCAAGCUUGUGCGGUCGGCGUUCACACACACCAAGUGGCACUUUGUCACGGUUGCGUUUGCGUAUCUCGUAUUCAAUUACGACUAUCGCGGCCACUCGGAAACGCGGCUUGUCGACACGUUUGUCAUUUCGGUGGUCGUCGUCAAGUUUUAUGAUCUUUUCAAACGCUUCCAGUUUGUCCUUGUGUAUUUCGUGCCAUGGACGAGGCAAUGGGGCUCUGCCACCCAUCUCCUUCUUUUCCCGCUUUCCCUUCCGCAUGCGGCAAUGGGGCUGAUCACGCUUGCCGUGUCGGCCCUGCUGCAAUCGCCUCUGCUGCCGUUCAUGGGGAGCUCUCUGUUCCUCGCCUCCUACGUUCGCCCUCUUAAAUUUUGGGAGCGCGAUUACGCGUCACAAUCCGGUGCCAACGAUGCGAGCUCGGCUGCAUCCAGGAUUGACGUUGGUGACGCCAACCAACUCGAUAGCGUGUUUUACGAGCAGCUAGCGCAGUCACUCAAGAGCACACUCUAUGAUGAUGUUUCUCGCGGUCGAUGGGGCGACUUGACAGUGGGCGAUAUUUUCCUGCUCUUUAACGAUAGCUUGACUGCCAUCGUUCACAUUGUUCAACUCGGCCACGGGUAUCUUACCUUUCAGCUUCGAGGUCUCGAGUUUAAAGGUACCUACUGCCAGCAACGCGAGCUGGAAGCAAUCAACCAAGACAUCUCGACGUCGGCACGCGGCAUGCUCUGCUUCAAGAAUGUUGGGCGGCCUCCGGGCUUGAUGGCGGUCAACUCUGCACUCGCGGCGCGUUGGAAUACCUGGGAGCUGAUCAAUUCCGAGUACUCGCUUCGUGCAUACAGCAUUUCUCUCAAUCCAGCUUCGGCCAUGUUCCAGAUGUUUGAGUACCGCAUCCUGCUCAUGCGCUUUAUGCAGCAAGCAAUCAUCUAUCUGGUGGUGCAAUCGCCAGAAGUGGUUGCGUGGCUCGACAACCCAUCGAUUCGCUCGACCAUGGACCAAAUGACCAACACCUACGUGGACAAGGAUCGGUACAUGCCAUCGCUAAGCCGGGAGAACGACGGCGCUGGCAUUUCGUUGGGCCUGUUCGCCUUAAAGUUUCGCGCUUGGACAUUACACUGUGCUGAGCGAAGCAGCACCUUCACAUCCGCUGGUAGCGAGACAACGGCUGGACGAAUGCUGGCCGAGCUCCGCAACAAACCGGAACUCUCGUCGGCAUCCAUUUUGUUGAUUCGGUUUUGUUUCCGCGUCAGCCUCUUCGCCCGACGCAUGCUGUACUCGCGCGAGCGCCGGCCAGGGGAGCGGCCUCUACCAUCGACUGGCGACCCCCUCAUUCGAGGCUUCCACAAGCUCUUCGACGGCCAAGCCGCGCCCUGGUACUACCACGACGUGUGGAUGCACGACGCGCCCUCCUUGCUGCCCACCGUCGUUACGCGCAGUGCUCGCAUCGCGCUCAAACUCCAUCAAGAUCACUUCGUAUACAUGGAAGAGUACACGGACAGUACGCUUCUCUACGACACCAUCACGGAAGAUUUGACCGACAUUGUGGUUUGCAGCGAGUACGACAAGGAGUGGCGCCAAGCAAUUGUGACGCACCAGACGCAGCUGUUGACGCUGCGUCGCACGUCGCAGGAAGGCUCGUCCAUGGCGGACGGAAGCAACGAUCUCUUUGUCCUUCGGCUCAACAUGCGGCACCUGAACUUUCGACUCAUCAAGUUGAACAAGGAGAGCGUGGUGGGCUUGUGGGCCGGCCAGCAACAAGAAAUUGUCUACUUGCGCAACCACAACAAGGAGCGUGGCUCCAUCCAGCAAAUGAAACCGCUCUUGCGUAACCUGAUCAACCAGUCUUGCGAUCUCCCCAUCGGUUACCCGAUCUUUGUUUCUUCUUUAAUCACCUCGGAGGGGUCGGGGAGUCGCAUGGCGUCGUGGAUGCAAGCUGGUGCACGCACUGUGCUUCGCUGGGCGUCCGACCUGGGUUUGUUUGUACGCCGGGCGACUGCGACUGUCGAGAGUGGUCGUUCAUCCAACAGUCGUGCAUCUCAUGUUGUUGAUGCCAGCCCCGGUAUUGUUCCAAGUGGUAGCGAGUUUGGCGACAUUGAGCUCGAAACCUUCUCUCCCGACGCGUCAACCUCGUCCGAGUUGCCAAUCAUUCCCACACCCUCGAGCGACGUGGUUGCUGCGACCGCAGCAGCAAAACUCAAUGUGCAUAGCGAGUCCAACUCUAGCACUGCGGCCACGAGUGGCCAACAUGGUGCUGCGGACGAGCCGCAAGAAUCGAGCGUGUAG